AUGUUUACAUUCAUUGCGCGCUCAUUAAACAUUUCCAUGUGGUUUCCAUUGAUCCUAUUGAUUAUCCCGACUAUCCUAAGCUUUUGGACAAGCAAACGAAGGAAACGGAUGUAUGGAGAGAUAAGAGAAUUUGAAAGACAAGUAAAGAAAGCACUAAGUGAAUUUACAAAGCAUGACUGUAGUUACUUUAUCGUCUGGUCUUUUGAAAAAAUGCAAUUGGAUAAAGCACCUUGUAAACACCUACAGCUAUGCUUUAUGAUUCGCGUCAUACAGCUUGAUCCUGAAAUGGGAUUGCAGUACAGUAGUAGUAGUAAUAGUAAUAGUUGUCAGUCAAAUGAAGAAUUACCCACCUACAAUACUGCUAUCCUUUAUCCUUCAUCUACUUUUCAACCACCACCUGAUUAUGCCGAUAUUGCCCAAUUAGAUCCUGCUCACGUUCAUUAA
Messenger RNA from Rhizopus microsporus ATCC 52813, 444 nucleotides. RefSeq lists its product as uncharacterized. Bases 1 to 444 code for a protein of 147 amino acids. The transcript is spliced from 2 exons. NCBI's taxonomy places the organism in Eukaryota, Fungi, Mucoromycota, Mucoromycetes, Mucorales, Rhizopodaceae. The record is from RefSeq and is a predicted model, not a curated record.